Messenger RNA from Eucalyptus grandis, 1236 nucleotides. Its product is annotated as haloacid dehalogenase-like hydrolase domain-containing protein 3. The coding region runs from base 67 to 846 and encodes 259 amino acids. Lineage: Eukaryota; Viridiplantae; Streptophyta; Magnoliopsida; Myrtales; Myrtaceae. The record is from RefSeq and is a predicted model, not a curated record. The transcript has 9 exons.
GUUAGCAUUAGCAACGCCGUGACGAGGCUUCGUCGAGCACGCGCAGCAGAGCAGGGGAAGAAAGCCAUGGAAGGUGGGUUGGCGAAGUUGGCUCAAUCCAGCCUUCUCUCCUUCACCGCUCGAAGCAGUCUCGCUCUCCAUCGCUCCAGGCGAGUUCGCGUCCCUUCCGUGCUCCUCCAUUCAGGGAGCGAUGCGAGGAGAGCGGCGUACGACGCGCUGUUGCUCGACGCGGGCGGCACCCUGCUUCAGCUGGCGAAGCCGGUGGAGGAGACUUACGCCUCCAUCGGAGCCAAAUACGGUCUUGCCGCGAGUCCCGCCGAUAUCAAGCGAGGAUUCAAGAGGGCCUUUUCUGCUCCCUGGCCUGAGAAGCUUCGUUACCAGGGAGAUGGGAGGCCGUUCUGGAGACUUGUCGUGUCGGAAGCUACCGGUUGUGCAGACCACGACUAUUUUGAAGAAGUUUACCAGUACUAUGCAGACGGUAAUGCAUGGCACCUUCCUGCUGGAGCUUAUGAGACAAUGAGUACUCUGAAAGAUACUGGAGUUAAGUUGGCUGUCGUGUCCAACUUUGACAUCCGGUUGAGGAAGCUACUGAAGGACUUAAACAUUGUGGAUCUGUUUGAUGCUGUAAUUGUAUCCUCAGAAGUGGGAUAUGAGAAGCCAGAUCCUGGAAUAUUCAAAGCUGCUCUAGAUCAACUUGAAGUGGAACCUAGUAGAGCAAUACAUAUAGGGGAUGAUGAAAAGGCUGACAAAUACGGUGCUGCUGUCAUGGGGAUUGAGUGCUGGUUGUGGGGCAGAGAUGUGAAGACAUUCUCAGAUAUAUUAAACCGCAUGCUCAUUCACGUCUAAAUGAUAUCAAGGAAUUAAUUGUUCUUCAACAUCGUUCUAGUUGUACCAAUCUUUUCUGUGCUUUGGGCUGCUGAAAUGUUCCCAUAAGGAGGAUGGCCAUCUUGUUAUUGGAAAAUUGAAAUAUUUAGGAGCACGAGUGAUGGAAGCAUCAGAAGCUUGAUAUUUUGGGGAAUGGCUUCUUAUGAAUUAUGUGGCUUUUUGUCGCUCCCAACUGCCAAUAAUCCUUUAACAAUUUACGCAACGGUGUCUUCUUUUGUCGUUGGUGAUUAUGAAUAAAAAGUUCAAUGGCCUUUGGGUGUCUACCGUGUUAGACAUGCAUUUCGACAAUUGAGUGUUUGAGAAACAUGGCAAUAUGCAAAUUAAGAUGCAGAUAUUUUUUGUUUUGAUACA